GAUACAGAGAGAGAGAGAGAGAGAUAACCCUAGCGAGCAAGCGAGAGAGAGAGUGUUAUCUAUCAGUAUCAGUGAAUGGCGCCCACAUCGGCUUCUGCGGCGGAUUCACCAACUCAAUCUGCACCCGAUACCAUCGAAAAUAAUCUCCAGCCUUUCUUUGUUCUUCACAAAGCAUCGUCCCGAAAAUCUGAGAAAAGGUCAGCUGGAACAGGGAAAACCCGAAGGCGAAUUGAUCUGUCUCCAUCACCUACUAAGAAGACUGAGAAAUCCGAAGAAUGCGAUGAACAACAUCGCUUCGAGCGCCUGCGUAUGGAAGCUUUUGAGCUUGUUUGGUCGAAAAUCGACUCCACUAUCAAGGAUGUUUUGAGGGGUAUCAAUACUAAUGUAUUCGAUGAAAUAUAUUGCUGGGUUUGUGAGUCCUUUAAUACUAUCAAAUCAUUUGGAACACCUGGUAUCGCUGAAGCAACUCGGGCUUUUCCCAUUGUAACAGAUGCUUCUUCUAAACUGUUGUUCACGGGGCUGGUUCUGACAAAGAAUAUGGAGUUCGUUGAUGAUCUAUUGACUUUUGAAGAGGUUGGCCUUUUUUUGAAAUCUCAUGGAUGCCAUGUGGCUAACCUUUCGUCCUUGGACUUCUCAGCCAAGAAUGGGAUUGGUGGUUGCCUCAGAGGUUUAUUGAGACAGUUCUUAAUGGCUACUUUGGAUGCAGCUGAUAUGUCCAUCUUAGCAUCAUGGUACAGAGAACAAGAAAAUAAUAAUUCCCCAGUGGUUGUGAUCAUAGAUGAUAUGGAACGAUGUUGUGGGUCUGUCUUAUCUGAAUUCAUCCUUAUGUUGAGUGAAUGGGUUGUAAAGAUUCCAAUUAUUCUAUUAAUGGGUGUUUCCACAACACUGGAUGCUCCAAGAAACCUUCUUCCUUCAAAUGUGUUGCAGCAGUUGUGCCCUUCUAAGUUCGUAUUGGGAUCACCAGCCGAGAGAAUGGAUGCAGUUGUUGAGGCAGUCCUUGUGAAGCAGUGUUCUGGGUUUAGUGUUGGUCAUAAGGUAGCUGUUUUCUUGAGAAACUACUUCUUAAACCAGGAUGGAACGCUAAUAUCAUUUAUUAGAGCUUUGAAGAUUGCAUGUGCCCUACAUUUCUCCAUGGAGCCUCAGAGCUUCAUACUCGGUGGCUUGCUCGAUGAAGGAGAACAAGAGGGAGAGAAAAGUGGUUUACUGCCAGAGAUAAUAUUGAAGAAUGCUCCUCAGCUUCCAUUAUAUGUAAGAUCUUUUAAUAGGAAUCAAAUGGCUGAACAGAAUGGCAAAAGUUUGGUCCAUGGUUUGUCAGAACUGAAGGGACUACACAAGUGCUGGAGCAUCGUUGUCUUGUGCCUUUAUGAAGCUGGAAAUUGUAAUAAAAUCCGACUACUAGACUUGUUAUGUGAGGCACUUGAUCCUGAUUUGUACACCUCAAAAGCUUCCAAUAAUGUGGUACUAGAAAACGAUUGUGGUUUACCUAUAACUAGUGAUCGUUUUAUGCGGCGAAAGUAUUCUACCUCACAGAAAGGAGGUUUGAUCAGUCAGAUAAUACGCAAAGUAAGAGAUCUCCCGGCAGCAACGCUCUAUCAGUUGUUGAAGAAUUGGGAAAAAAUUACUAUGGAUGUUCCCGAGAUCCAUGACAAAGUCAAGGAGUUGCAGUCAGAAUUCAGAUUUGAAGAUUGCAAGUUGAAACAAAACGUCGAUGACAUAUCCAAGAGACAUUUAUCUUUGAGCCCUAUAAACAGUGAGAAGGACUCAAAAGCAAUAAGUGAGAAAGCUGCUGCAUUAUUAGAUUCCUUGGUUGGGGAUUUCUUUAGGCCUAUUGAGUGCAUUCCUUUUCAUGAAAUUGUGUGCUUUAAGAGUGUUGAGAAACUACAAUCGGCUUUAAUUGGAGAUCCAAGAAGAAGGAUUCAAGUCGAUCUUCUGGAGUUUUACAAAAUUUUGCGGUGUAGUUGUUGCAGCAAGAGUGGCAAUAUCCUUGUGCCAUCUAUGCAUGAUACCUCGGUUAUGUAUACUCUAGCUCAGGAGCAUGGUGAUCUUAUCAAUCUCCAUGACUGGUUCCAAUCUUUCAAAACAAUUGUUCUUCGUCCUAGUAAGAAAGGGAAACCCAAGUCGAAACAGUCCCCACUACCAAAGAAAAGAAAGGACAUGAAUGAAUCUGAGAACAAGAGCGAAGCAUCAAUUCAAGCAAGGUUUUGUAGAGCAGUUACGGAGCUACAGAUUUCUGGGCUCCUUCGGAUGCCUAGCAGAAGACGCCCUGAUUGUGUGCAGAGAGUGGCCUUUGGACUCUAACUAGUGGUGUCAUUAAAGAAGCUUAGUCGCAUUGUUCUGAUCUCUUUUAUGCAAAGGUAGUUUAAUUUCAUAUUGGUGCAGUUGUACUGUUAUGUAAUUAUGUCAAGAUUUAAUAAAUGAAGAACAUGAUUUAUUAAUCUAUCCAAUAUAAAUGCCAAAUAGCCCCAAAAAAAACCACUUGGGAAUUGGGAGGCUUUUUUGUAAGUACCUGACAUACUAACAGAUUGCUAUAGGUUGAAUUCAAGUAAUUGGGAUUACAACCCUUUUAUAAACUUUUACUUUGUAACAUGUAAGAUUGAAAGUGAUUAUUAGA
Molecule: messenger RNA, 2611 nt
Organism: Quercus lobata
Lineage: Eukaryota; Viridiplantae; Streptophyta; Magnoliopsida; Fagales; Fagaceae
Gene: ORC3
Product: origin recognition complex subunit 3
Exons: 17
Coding region: 76-2298 (740 amino acids)
Biological process (GO): DNA replication initiation; DNA replication
Cellular component (GO): DNA replication preinitiation complex; nuclear origin of replication recognition complex; nuclear pre-replicative complex
Molecular function (GO): DNA replication origin binding
Source: RefSeq, a predicted model, not a curated record